CUCUCUUCCAGUCCCGUCGAGAGAAAAGACAGCAAUCAUGGAACGUACCACCAAGGGCUGGAAACUAACCACGGACAACCGUCUCGGCACGAAUGGGCUCCUGCAGGUCUACAAGGUCGACUCCAAGACGGUCGUCAAACUGACCGACCCCCCUCGCCUGGCCGAAGCCGAGGCCCUGCGCUUCGUGCGCAAAUGGACCUCCCUCCCCGUCCCGGAGGUCUACGAGGCCUACGUCGAUGAGACACUCAACCGCGGCGUGCUGGUCAUGGAAUACUGCGAAGGCGACGUGCUGAGGGAUGUCUGGGACGACCUCGCAGAGGAAGUCAAGACGGGCAUCAUCUCCCAACUGCGCGACUAUCUGGACGAAUUACGGUCCAUUGGAUCCGAGUUCGUCGGUUCUGUCGACGGCAGCCCCUGCGAGGACCCCAUCUUCUCCGCCGAGCUGGGAGGCUUCGGACCGUAUGACAACGAGGAGGAGUUCCACCGCGGCAUCAUUCGGGCUCUUGACCUGGCCGAAGACGGUCCCUGGGCCCGCCAGGCGGCCGGGUUUGUGUCCGCUCUCCCAUCCCAUGAGCUGGUACUGACCCACGCGGACCUCACCCCGCGGAACAUCAUCAUCCGGGACGGGAAGGUCGUCGGCAUCAUCGACUGGGAGAUGGCGGGUUUUUACCCGGCCUACUGGGAGUAUGUCAAGGCGUUAUACCACCCCGAUUGGACCAUGGGGUGGUUUAACGAGGCGGUGGUCAAUAAGAUCCUUACCCCUUACCCCCUGGAGCAUGCCGUCAUGAUGCAUGUCCAUCAUCUUCUCUAG
Molecule: messenger RNA, 811 nt
Organism: Aspergillus heteromorphus CBS 117.55
Lineage: Eukaryota; Fungi; Ascomycota; Eurotiomycetes; Eurotiales; Aspergillaceae
Product: aminoglycoside phosphotransferase family protein
Exons: 1
Coding region: 38-811 (257 amino acids)
Source: RefSeq, a predicted model, not a curated record